This is a messenger RNA of Schistosoma mattheei, 1224 nucleotides long. NCBI's taxonomy places the organism in Eukaryota, Metazoa, Platyhelminthes, Trematoda, Strigeidida, Schistosomatidae. The record is from the annotation of a GenBank genome assembly.
AUGUCGAUUGAGCCAACAAGGUCACAGCAAUGGCUUCAUCAUGAUUCACAACUGGCUGCCGAUGCUGGGGUAACAUUUGAACUUCAAUAUGUUGGUGCCAUCCCAGUGCUGACAUCCAUAAAAUCUGUGAAUAUAAAUAUCAGAACUCGAAUUUGUCGUGCAUCAAUACGUCGUGUAUGUGAAGAUGUUGGUCUAAAACUACCAAGUAACCAACCACCUGACAAGUCAAUAAAACAGUUCAUUGGCCCAUCCACUGAUAUGACAUGGGCAAUGGCAAACGUAUACCUUACAAUCACAUCACAAACACUAACUGUUGAAACAAUCGAUAAUGGUGUGUUAUUAUUCCAGCACAACCUAUUCCUGGUUUCUUUUGCUUCCACUGGGGAUGCAGAUACACCAGAUUUCAUUUGUUUGUGGCCAAAACAGAUCAAGACACUCGAUGUAAUUAUUACAAUCGGACAAGCAUUCCAGUUAGGAUAUCAGGUAUCUGCCAAUACCAGUACUUCCCUAUCAAAAGAGAAUACGACAUUAAAUCAAAAUACUUCUAUGCCUGAUAAUAAUGUUACUCACCAACCAGUAGUUUUUGAUAAUUUUAUGGAUUUUGAAGAUAGUGCAUGGCAUCUUGUUAACGAAAUUUCUUCGGGUAGUCAGACUGAUAAUGCAGAAUGCAAUAAGCCAUCCUGUGGCACUACAAAAAAUUCCACCCAAUCUAAUCAAAAUGAUUUAACACAACAGCCUUCCUGCAACAUUAAUAAAGUCGCUGGUGUCAAAUCAAUGUCUAAUGUAAAGGCACCAGUUGGACUUCCAAAUUUUGAACAUUUAGAACCAGUAGGUGAACCUUGGUAUGUUGGUAAAAUGUCCAGAUCACAAGCCGAAAAUUUAUUGCGUUAUGAUGGGGAUUUUCUUGUACGUGCUAGCAUUCAGCAGCCUGGUCAGUUUGUACUAAGCGGCCUUCAAGACGGAAAAUAUAGACAUUUGUUACUGGCCGAUCCCAAUGGAAAGGUACGUACAAAAGAACGAGUAUUUGAUAGCAUACAACAUCUUAUUGAUUAUCACCGAAAUAAAAUUAAUAUUUCCGGUAUCUACACAUACAUUUUGCAUUUCUUAAUUCGAUUCCGCAUGAUCUUUGACGUAGGUGCGCAAUUUAGUGAUAAUAUACCAACAACUCAACUUUAUCUCUGUGAUCUAAUAACUUUAUUUUAUAUCCCAUGCUUAUAUUGUUAA